This is a messenger RNA of Penicillium bovifimosum, 1452 nucleotides long. RefSeq names its product kynureninase (gene bna5-1). The record is from RefSeq and is a predicted model, not a curated record. Gene Ontology annotation, cellular component: cytoplasm. Gene Ontology annotation, biological process: NAD+ biosynthetic process. Bases 1 to 1452 code for a protein of 483 amino acids. Gene Ontology annotation, molecular function: kynureninase activity; pyridoxal phosphate binding. The transcript has 4 exons. Lineage: Eukaryota; Fungi; Ascomycota; Eurotiomycetes; Eurotiales; Aspergillaceae.
AUGGGUUCCAGGCAGCAUCUUCGGGAGCUCAAAAGCGGUUCCCCGCUUCCCUACACAGACGAUAUAAGGGCCUACAAGAGAGAGUAUGCGGAAGCUCUUGAUGCCCAGGAUCCGCUUCGGAGCUUUCGCGAAGAGUUCAUCAUUCCAUCGAAGGAGGAUCUGAAGCGGAAGACUUUGGUAUCAGAAGACAGCAAUGAAGCAUCAGAUCCAUGCAUUUACUUGUGUGGUAACUCGCUAGGUGUUCAACCUCGCAACACUCAGCGAUAUAUCGAACAAUACCUGCGAACCUGGGCUACCAAAGGUGUGACUGGACAUUUUGUGCCGCAUGAUGAUCAGUUACUACCUCCUUUUGUCGAUGUCGACACUGCGGCCUCCAAGCUUAUGGCCCCAGUCGUUGGUGCUUUGCAAAGUGAAGUGGCUGUUAUGGGAACAUUGACAGCCAACCUGCACUUCCUCAUGGCAAGUUUCUAUCGACCCACCAAAGAGAAGUAUAAGAUUAUACUCGAAGGCAAGGCCUUUCCCAGUGACCAUUAUGCAGUCGAGUCUCAACUCCGCCAUCACAAUUUCAAUCCGAAGGAUGGCAUGGUGUUGAUCGAACCCAAGGAUCUGGAACAGCCUAUCUUGAGCACAGAACAGAUCAUCCAAGUGAUUGAUGACAAUGCUUCUAGUACUGCUCUCAUUCUUCUCUCGGCCAUUCAGUUUUACACGGGGCAGUACUUCGAUAUUGAACGAAUCACAGCCCAUGCCCACUCUAAGAACAUCUUGAUCGGGUGGGACUGUGCCCACGCCGCUGGCAAUGUGGAUUUGCGUCUCCAUGACUGGAACGUGGAUUUUGCGGCCUGGUGCAAUUACAAAUACCUUAACAGCGGACCGGGUGGGAUUGCAGGACUCUUUGUCCAUGAACGCCACGGUUCCGUCGAUGAGAAACAGCCCGACAGUGAAGAGACAUUCCGGCCUCGACUUUCAGGUUGGUGGGGCGGAGAUAUCAAAACCCGCUUCGACAUGGCAAACCAAUUCUUACCACAGCCCGGUGCAGCUGGGUUCCAGCUAUCGAACCCCUCCGUUCUGGACAUCAAUGCAGUCGUCGCAUCUCUCGAGAUCUUCAAUCGGACAACAAUGAAAGAAAUCCGACAAAAGUCCCUCAAUCUCACGGGGUAUCUCGAACACCUUCUGUUGAAGUAUCCCCUGGAUGCGCCCCCAGAAGACAAACCAUUUACACUUAUCACGCCGUCGAAUCCAGCUGAACGAGGUGCCCAGCUCAGUCUUCGUCUCCAGCCAGGCUUGUUAGAUCAUGUUCUGCACCUCCUGGAGGAGAAUGGGGUCGUUAUUGACGAACGGAAACCCGAUGUGAUCCGGGUCGCCCCUGCGCCGCUCUAUAACACGUAUGUAGAGGUCUGGGAAUUCUCUCAGAUCUUCUUGCGGGCAUGUAAAGAGGCUGUCAAAGCGCGUUGA